AUGGCGAAAAGGAUAUUUUGGGAAAAGGCGAACGCCCCAAGUGGAACAACCGAUGCGGAGGUUUCUGAACGAGACGUAUUGAAUUUUGAUAUUCGGGGCGUCAAGUUUGAACUACUGGCUGAUGUUGUGGACGAAUAUCCUGACACUACUCUUGGGCGUCUUGCAGAACAGUAUCAGCAUCUGCCUGAACUGGAGAGGAACGUAGUAUACGUGUUUGAUAGGGACCCGAAUGUUUUUAAGGCAGUCAUACAAUUCUACAAAACUGGGGAACUGCACCACCCGUCUGUAGUUUGCGCCACCAUCUUCAAGAGGGACAUUGAGUUCUGGCGGAUCACCUGCCCCGUUGCGCCCUGCUGCUCUCCGGCCUACCAGGAAGCCCACAGCAACACUGAUGUGAUUAGGCAAUUCAAGGAGACCAUCAUCGACGAGAAAAACCUGUUAUCAGACUACGUUUUCCAUCACAAUGGGAGAAGAUGGAGGCCGCGACUUUGGUACUUCAUGACGUACCCUUCAUCGUCACUUGGCGCAAAGGUCUAUGCAGUUUUUGUCUACUUGCUCGUCGUGCUCAACAUGAUCCGAAUUAUCGUGGAGCAGAACUCACACAGCUUCUCAAGCCAGUUGCACUCCAUCACCUCCAACCUAACUGAUGAAGAAGACGUAACAGAUCAAGAAGACACCAUAUUGUGCAAAGUAAUCCUAUCGGGAUAUCUCGGAACUAGUAACUUCAUAAUGGCCUUUAACAUCGCCGAUAUGGUAGUUGGUGUAAUAUUUGCAUUCGAUAAUUUUUUGCGUCUGAUCUCUGCACCAAAGAUCAAGACAGCGUUCCUCUCCUAUCGAAACAUCGUCGAGUGCGUCUGUCUAUUCCCGUCACUAGCAUUCUUUCUCUACUGGCAAGGGGUCGUUUGGCUCCAGUCAUGUGACCACAGCAGUGCCACCUGGAUUCCGUUGCUAUGGCACCUGAAACAGCUACGUGGGCUCCAACUGUGCGUGCUAUUGAUACACUACAUGCCGUGCCGGGUGCUGUUUUUCGUCAUCAAAUAUAACGUAAAGCAGGGAAUGAUAAGCGUUUUCUUCCUGGCCGUCUUCACUUUCACGCUGACAAUGGGGGCGCUAGUCCUAGUCUUUGAACGUCUGGGAAGCGGCGACUGGAAAAGUGAAGAUUUCAACACAGCAUUUGAUGCCUAUUGGUGGGUCAUAAUUACCAUGACAACCGUAGGCUACGGCGACGUCGUACCACACUCGAGUCUCGGGAAAGUCAUAGGUGUUGUAUGCGCCCUAUCCGGUAUUCUCCUAUUGGCCGUCAUGGUCCCACUGAUGACCAAUAACUUUACCGUCGUGUUAAACUACUCCCGUGACCUUGAUAUUCAUCCGCGGAAAGAUUCGUCCAAUGAGGAUAAGAGGCGUAAGAGCAUAGCCCCGGGGGAAACUUAUAAACUAAUUAAAACAAAAUCUGUGUAUGCUUAA
Messenger RNA from Lineus longissimus, 1464 nucleotides. RefSeq names its product potassium voltage-gated channel subfamily C member 3-like. The record is from RefSeq and is a predicted model, not a curated record. Gene Ontology annotation, biological process: protein homooligomerization; potassium ion transmembrane transport. Lineage: Eukaryota; Metazoa; Nemertea; Pilidiophora; Heteronemertea; Lineidae. The transcript has 3 exons. Bases 1 to 1464 code for a protein of 487 amino acids. Gene Ontology annotation, molecular function: voltage-gated potassium channel activity. Gene Ontology annotation, cellular component: membrane.